Aspergillus versicolor CBS 583.65 is the source of this 1271-nucleotide messenger RNA. Its product is annotated as putative calmodulin. The record is from RefSeq and is a predicted model, not a curated record. The coding region runs from base 62 to 937 and encodes 291 amino acids. Gene Ontology annotation, molecular function: myosin heavy chain binding; calcium ion binding; cytoskeletal motor regulator activity. The transcript is spliced from 3 exons. Gene Ontology annotation, cellular component: myosin II complex; cytoplasm. Gene Ontology annotation, biological process: mitotic cytokinesis; actomyosin structure organization. Lineage: Eukaryota; Fungi; Ascomycota; Eurotiomycetes; Eurotiales; Aspergillaceae.
CCCUCCUCUGUCAUUGUCCUUAACAGCGGCAAGAAACUGGCUCCGCUUACCCAUAAUCGCCAUGGUCCCCUCCAGCAAUGCUCCCUUUCGCCCUUCCCCGCUGUCCUUCAACUCUCCCCGUGCGUCACCUUUCCGACGACCAUCUACUCCCAGUUCCCCUCCGGCACAAGCUCGCCCAACCACACCAGGGAGCUCCCCGAGCAGAGGAUAUACCCCAGUUGUAUCGCCCAGCAAAUUAAACCAAUCCUACACUGUUGAGGAUCACGAUGCCUCUCCCAAGAGCCGGGAGCCGAUACCCCAGCCUCGGUUUUCCAGGGAUUCUCCGUCGUCUCCAAGUAGGGGAGCGAGCGCAGUCGAAUCAUCGCCAUCGAGCAUGGAGGCAAAAGCGACUAGUAUGAUGGCUGCCUCAUCCGAUGCGGCAGCUAGGCUGGCCCCAGCACAGCUCAGAGAGAUACGAGAGGCUUUCCAGGUCCUGGACAGAGAUAACGAUGGUUUUGUGGACAAAGAAGAUGUGGCGGAUGUACUUGUGAAUGUUGGCCAAGACCAGUCCACUUUAUCCCAAUUCUUCCCUCCAGGAAGUUCUUCGACAAUUAACUUUCCUACUUUCCUAAAUACUCUUUCUCAAUUACUCUCACCACUAUCAUCCAGGCAAGAGCUGGUCAAUGCCUUAGCGGCUUUUGACGAAGAUGACAGCGGCGAGAUUGAUGUGGAAGAACUGCGUGACGCACUUCUCAAUACUGCCCCAGACAAUGGAGAGCGCCCACUCACGGACCGGGAAAUUAACGAAGUCCUUGGUGGGUUCACUGGCCGCAAGGCGUUCGGGGGUAAACUUGGCAAGGCCCAAGGGAAUGGAAAGAGAGGAGAGGUGCUGAAAUACCAGGAAUUUGUCAACACCGUUACGGGGGGAACAGAGAAUGGGCAAGCGAAAGCGAAGUGAAGCACAACUAAUGAGAUAAGUCGCUAUAUUACGGGUCAUUAUUUAUUACGGUUUUGGCUGGGACAGGCGUUCAGGCCGCACGGUUUGUUUAGGAAUUAUUUCAGACGGCGCUCCAGUAACUGCGGCCAAAUUGCACCGCUAUUGAUGUUGGUGGACACUAUCUACAAGGAGACAUGUAUCACGUCGAGCGUUAGAGAUACCUAGUUGCAAUGUAGUGCCUUAAAGCAACCAACGUUUGAAGCACGCGGCGAUACAUGGCCAGUGUGUCGAAUCCAGCCAUCACAAAGCCGUAGGGGUGAGACACCUGUUGUCUUGUGCACAAGCGGAUUGUCGU